GCACCCACAUAUAUAAGCCGCAAGCCGCCGCCUCCCUUCCUGCUUCGCCCUCCAUUUUUCAUCCCCUCACCCGCCUACGCCGCCGCCGCAGGAAGCCCGGCUCGCUAAUCGCCAUGGCCCGGAUCAAGGUGCACGAGCUGCGGGGGAAGAACAAGGCGGAGCUGCAGGCGCAGCUCAAGGAGCUCAAGUCGGAGCUCUCCCUCCUCCGCGUCGCCAAGGUCACCGGAGGCGCCCCCAACAAGCUCUCCAAGAUCAAGGUGGUGCGCACCUCCAUCGCGCGCGUGCUCACCGUGAUCUCGCAGAAGCAGAAGGCGGCGCUGCGGGAGGCGUACAAGAAGAAGAAGCUGCUCCCGCUCGACCUCCGCCCCAAGAAGACACGCGCCAUCCGCAGGCGCCUCACCAAGCACCAGCUCUCUUUGAAGACCGAGAGGGAGAAGAAGCGUGAAAAGUAUUUCCCUAUGAGGAAGUAUGCUAUCAAGGCCUAGAUUAGCGAAAGUGAACAUGUUUUGCCCAGAAGUUACCAGAAUUUGAUGUAUUGUCAUCUAAGUACAAUGUAGCUGAUCAACUGUGUGAUGAAAAUGCGUACUCUUUCCUUGGUGAAAUAUGCUGGCCAUUGUUAGUUUUGCUUCCACUUGAUCUUCGCCUGCCUUGCUGUAGCUUGAUAUUUGAAUCUCUGUUUUCAAGAUGAUUACUCAUUUGGGGCUUGUUUGGAUC
Panicum hallii is the source of this 714-nucleotide messenger RNA. RefSeq names its product 60S ribosomal protein L35-2. Gene Ontology annotation, molecular function: structural constituent of ribosome; mRNA binding. The record is from RefSeq and is a predicted model, not a curated record. Gene Ontology annotation, biological process: translation; maturation of LSU-rRNA from tricistronic rRNA transcript (SSU-rRNA, 5.8S rRNA, LSU-rRNA). Lineage: Eukaryota; Viridiplantae; Streptophyta; Magnoliopsida; Poales; Poaceae. The coding region runs from base 114 to 485 and encodes 123 amino acids. Gene Ontology annotation, cellular component: ribosome; cytosolic large ribosomal subunit. The transcript has 4 exons.